Entamoeba invadens IP1 is the source of this 1326-nucleotide messenger RNA. RefSeq lists its product as hypothetical. The coding region runs from base 1 to 1326 and encodes 441 amino acids. NCBI's taxonomy places the organism in Eukaryota, Evosea, Mastigamoebida, Endamoebidae. The record is from RefSeq and is a predicted model, not a curated record. The transcript has a single exon.
AUGAAUAAAUUUGGGUAUACUGCACUUGAUGUUGUUACUGAUGUUGAUAAUGAAAGCCCUCCAGUAGACAACAACGACGAAGAAAAACUUGCAGACGAGAAAUUGCAUGAAGUGAAGACCAAUUCAAAGUGCAAUGAAGUUGUGUUGUACAAUUUAGAACAAUGUAAAGUGUUUGAUUUACGCGAUGCGGAAAAAAUCAGUGGACAAUGUUUUGAAUACAAAGACUAUCUUAAAACGGUGUAUUUCCCAUCAUCUCUUGUGGACUUUGAUAUGGAAUACAUUUAUAAUCAAACAGAGAACCCAGUUGAAAUAUCAGAGAAUUAUUGCAUCGAUAUGUACAACAAUUUUUCGUUUGAUCUGACUCACAAUUUUGUGUUUCCAACUACCAUCACUAAAAUUAGAAAUCACAACAUUUGGUAUGGAUGUAAUGGAAAAUUUGUGGUGCCAAUUACUGUAGUUGAAAUAAGCAAGAACGCGUUCAAUUCGUCAAUAUAUCUCGAAGAACUAGUAAUACCACAAAGUGUCACCAAAAUAGGAAAUGGAUUUGUGAGUGGGUGUCGUUCAUUAACAAAAAUAGUGUUUGAAAACGGCACUUCGUUUGAUUUAAAAAGCAUCACAGCAAGUGACGAUAUUAUUGUGCAAAAGUUAACAGAAGACAAAACACUGACCAAAUUAAUAAUACCAAAUGGAGUGACUUAUGUAACAAAUUAUGUUUCAGAACUUGCCGAUUUAAAGGAAUUAUUUUUACCUUCGACACUUGAAAAAGCAGACAAAUACUUGUUUUGUAAUAACAAGAAUUUGACCAAAAUUGAUACAAAUGGAGUAGACAAUAACAUUUUUGUGGUGAGUUACGAGUGUCAUUUACGGCUGAAAGCACUUGGGUAUCUAUUUAAUAACAUUAAAUUGACGCAAGAUGAUAUAAAGGAGUUUGGGUACAUUUGGGAUUCAAAAUUAUGUUGGCAAGACGAGAGGGUGGUUAAGCUUGAAAUGAGUAAAAUGUGUGUAACACGUACUAUUGACACUUCAGAUGAUCACCACCUUAGAUAUUUAAAAUUCUUAGAAACUGAAGAUAUGAGUGUAUAUUACCACGAGUGUAUAAGAAUGAGUGACUGUGACAAAUUACAUUCGAGUAUGUUUGUUAAUUGGAUCUUUCUCACAAGUGUUGUGUUACCAAGUAAUGUAAUAAAAAUAUUAUAUGGCUGUUUUGUUGAUUGUUAUCGCCUGAAAACACUCACCUUACCCAAAAGUGUCACAAAAUUGGCAAGUACUUGUUUCUAUGGAUGUAUUUCGUUCACAAUCAGGCGUUUUUUAAAAUUUACUCAUUGA